Molecule: messenger RNA, 3470 nt
Organism: Lactuca virosa
Lineage: Eukaryota; Viridiplantae; Streptophyta; Magnoliopsida; Asterales; Asteraceae
Source: the annotation of a GenBank genome assembly
UCUCCAUAAACAUGUUCACAGAGGGAUUAGACGAAAGGGCACUGAACUGGGUUAAACAGGGGUUACAGAAAGAGCAAGAGACGCGUUCACCUUUAAGAGAGACUUCAAUAGAUCACGAAUACCCAAUUAUUCCUAAAUCCCCACUUUCGUUUAAUUCCACAACUUACAAAUCCUCGAAUCUACUCCCACCCCUUAAAUUCUAUUCUAGCAUACUUGGAUGUCAUAAUCUUGAAACCAACGAUUAUGAAGAAGACGAUGAUGAUGAUUAUUGUGAUGAUGAUGAUGAUGAACACGAACAUGAACAUGAACAUGAUGAUGAGAGUGUCGGAUCUGCUUCAGAUGACAUGGACUUAACUUAUUCCGAUGAAGAAACCUUCGAUGAACAAAUCCUGAAUGUCAAUCCAGUUACACUUCCACCUAACAAGUCUACUUUAAACAGAGGGAUAAUAAAAGACGAUCUUUGUAUCGAAGUACCUCAAAAACCCAGAAAACUCACCGAAACUGGAUUGCAUGGUGGGCCCAGUUCCCUUUCAGCUGCCAAUCGUUUGCGUGAUAUGUUACAACCUCGUAGUGCCUAUGGUACACCUAUAGCUGAUUUGGGAACUCCAAGUGCACCUCCAAUCUUUGAAGAACACAUUCCCGAGGUUGAAGAUGAAUCAAGUAAAGAAUCUUCACGGAUUUCAGGAAUUGAUCAAUCACACCAUGAAGUAAAUAUGCCAGAAAAUGUUCAUGUGAAACUGGAAUCUUGUGUUAGUGACAGGGAGCAUGAAGCCAUUCAUGAAAAAACAGCAAGCUCACUAGAUCAUUUAACUUAUUAUAACAGUGGUCAAAAUCCAUGGCAAACUUUAAUUACUUAUGAUGCGUGUUUUCGGUUAUGCUUAAACGCAUGGGCAAGAGGGUGUACAGAAGCACCUUUGUUCUUAAAUGAUGAAUGUCGCCUUCUUCGCAAUGCUUUUGGACUACAAAAGUUAUUAUUGCAACCUCGAGGUUUCAAACCGAGUAAUGGAACUGAGAAUCCAGAUAAUAAUAAUAACGCAUGCCCCUUGAAAGUAAAGAAAGUGAUUGGAAAAAUUAGGGUUGAAGUGAAAAAGAUAAGAAUAAUCCCACAACGAAAACUUAAAGACACAUACUCUCAACAAAGUGCUAUUUAUGUGCAAGCAGGAGUCGAGUAUAUUAAACAUGUUUCUUCACUUGUAAAAAGCAAAAUCAAUGCAUUGGGAAUCUCUUCUUUUUCAUGUGAAGAACCAGUGGCAUGCUUGUUGCACCUAAAAAGUUCUCAAGAACUUACAGAAUCGGAAUCGGCUUUAGGCAUUUGCCUGAGGCCCGGAACCGGUGAUUCCCAUGAUUUUUUCCCAGAGAACCAAGGAGAUGCCCUUUUAGUAGAAGUUCAAGGGGAGAAAAGGAGCAUUCAGGGUCGAGCAGUUAUUCCAGUUUCGUCUCUACAUGACAAUCCUAAUGAUAGAAUCAAAUGGUGGCCGAUUUAUUAUGAAGAGAAUGAAUGUAUCGGGAAAGUCCAGCUUUCAAUCAGCAGUACAAUUGCAUCUGAUGAAACUACACACCUCAAGUGUGGACCUGUUGUGGAAACACUCGCGUAUGAUUUACUAUUGGAAGCUGCCAUGCGAGCACAAUGUUUCCAUGCACGUAACUUGUGGGUAGUUGAACCUUGGAAAUGGUUACUCACAGAGUUUGCUGAUUAUUAUGGAGUCUCAGAAUCAUACACCAAACUCAGGCAUCUUUCACAUGUCAUGAACGUUGCUACGCCUACAAAGGAUUGCUUAGAGCUCAUUUAUGAACUACUUGUACCCGUUAUGAAAGCUAGAACUGAAAGAAGACUCACAAGACAAGAGAAAAGCUUGUUAUUGGACUGUGAAACGCAAAUGGAGAGUCUUCUUGCACUUUCUUUCCAAAAUUACAAGUCAUUAGAUGAGAGCUCUUCAACAGGUUUAUCAGACAUGUUGAUUCCAAUUCCAGAAUCUGCUUCACCAGCAUUAGCGCCAGCUGUUCAAUUAUAUACUCUUAUUCAUGAUAUCCUCUCUCCAGAUGGUCAAACUUUGUUGACCAACUAUUUACAGGCAGCAGCAAGAAAGAGGUGCAGGAAAUACAUGGUGGACACUGAUGAGUUUGUAGCAAGCAACACUGAGGGCUUUCUUAUGGACUCUAUUGCAAUUACUACAGCUUAUUUGAAAAUGAAGAAUUUGUGCAUAAACUUAAGUGAUGAGAUAAAGACAGACAUCAAAAUACAUAAUCAACACAUACUUCCAAGCUCUAUUGAUCUCUCAAGCAUCACAGCAGCUGUUUACAGCAGUGAGUUAUGUAAAAGGGUUAAAGGGUUUCUUGCAGCAUGGCCUCCUUCAAGUCCCCAACCUCAUGUCAAUGAACUUCUUAUAGCAACUGCAGACUUUGAGAGGAAUCUUGAGUCAUGGAACAUCAGUGUACCUCAAGGUGGUGUAGACUCGAGAAACUUGUACCAUAAUUACAUUAUGGUUUGGGUUCAAGAUAUGCAACUUUGCUUACUUGAUUUAUGCAAAGCAGAAAAAGCCCCAUGGGGUGGUGUGAUCACAAACUAUUCCACUUCACCAUUUGCUGAAGAUUUAUAUGAUAAAAUUAAAGAAAUGUUGAGUGAGUAUGAAGUUGUGAUCAAUCGAUGGCCACAAUACACUUUGAUCUUGGAGAAUGCUGUUGCGAAUGUGGAAAGAGCAAUUAUGAAAGCACUUGAGAGACAGUAUGCGGAUAUUUUGACACCUUUGAAAGAUAGUAUUCCAAAGAGGCUUGGGAUUCAAGUUCAGAAACUAACAAGGAGACAAUCAACAGCCUUGUAUUCAAUUCCUAAUCAGUUGGGAACUUUUUUAAACACCAUCAAGAGAGUUCUUGAUGUUUUGCAUUGUAGAGUUGAAGAUAAAUUGAAGUCAUGGGCGUGUUAUCUUCCGGUCAAUGGAGGGGACAAGAAGUCAACUUAUGGAGAGCAAAUGAAUGCAGUUACUGUGUUAUUUAGAACAAAGUAUAAAAACUACAUGCAAGCUAUAGUGGUUAAACUCACUAGUAAUAUGCAAGCAAGUCGAAGCACAAGACUUCAAAGAAUUUUGGAGGAAACAAAGGAAGCAGAUGGAGAGGCUGAAGUGAGAGACAGGAUGCAACUUUUGUGUUCACAGCUUGUGGAAUCUGUAUCCAACUUGCAUGAGGUUUUUACAAAUCAAAUAUUCAUUGCUAGUUGUCGUGGGUUAUGGGACAAAAUGGGACAGAUUGUACUGAAGUUUCUGGAAGGAAGAAAGGAAAACCGUGUCUGGUACAACGGAUCUUAUUAUGCUCUUGGAGUUUUGGAUGAUACAUUUGCUUCCCAGAUGCAACGAUUGCAAGGAAAUGCACUGCAAGAGAAAGAUCUUGAACCACCUCGCUCAAUUGUGGAAGCAAGAUCUAUUCUGUGCAGGGAUAGUAACAAUGCAACAGAUACUUCCACCUACUUGUAUUUUUAA